UUUUCCUUUCCUGGUUCCUUCUCUGUCUCUCUUUCCCUCUCUCGGGUGUGAGUUAAUUUAUAGUAAUUUUUUCGGUUUUUUAACGCGAAGGAUUUUGUAUCAAUUUGUGAUAUAAACAUGGCUGAGCGACAACCGGUGGAUCAGCAGCACCAAAUCGAUCCACAUCUGCAAUCCUCGCCGCCGCCGCCGAGGGACGAAAUGGUUGCGUGCGUGAUGGCACUAGAGGCUGCUUUGCUUCCAUGCUUGCCUGCGCGAGAGCUUCAAGCUAUAGACCGUUCUCCACACCCUUCUCAUCAGAUUGAUGUGGAAAGGCAUGCAAGAGAUUUUAUGGAGGCUGCGAAGAAGCUUCAGCUGUAUUUUAUUGGCCUGCAACGUGAGGAUCAGCCAACAAAGGGUGAGACACUUAGAAAGGAGAUUGCCAUGAUGGAGGAAGAAUUGAAGAUAAAGACUGAGAUUAUAAAGAAGCAGGAGAGACUGAUCCAAGGGUGGAGAAAAGAGUUGAAAGACCAGUUGAACAAACACAACAAUGAGUUGAAGAGGGUAUAGUGUGUAGUUAGUGCAUCAUGCUCCUGGCUACUUAGCCACUUACCUUAGGAUUGUUACUAAAAGCUAAUGGUUUCUUUUUCCUUUCUUUCUUUUUGAAUUGUAGCUUGUAAAAAUCGUCAUUAAAAAGAUUUAUUGAAUCCUUAAUGGCUAUAAAAUCCAAGUGUUGCAUGGU
This is a messenger RNA of Alnus glutinosa, 718 nucleotides long. RefSeq names its product mediator of RNA polymerase II transcription subunit 28. Lineage: Eukaryota; Viridiplantae; Streptophyta; Magnoliopsida; Fagales; Betulaceae. The record is from RefSeq and is a predicted model, not a curated record. The transcript is spliced from 3 exons. Bases 118 to 546 code for a protein of 142 amino acids. Gene Ontology annotation, cellular component: mediator complex. Gene Ontology annotation, biological process: regulation of DNA-templated transcription.